Messenger RNA from Megachile rotundata (alfalfa leafcutting bee), 4740 nucleotides. RefSeq names its product phosphatidylcholine:ceramide cholinephosphotransferase 2. Gene Ontology annotation, biological process: sphingomyelin biosynthetic process; ceramide biosynthetic process. The record is from RefSeq and is a predicted model, not a curated record. Gene Ontology annotation, cellular component: endoplasmic reticulum membrane; Golgi membrane; plasma membrane. Lineage: Eukaryota; Metazoa; Arthropoda; Insecta; Hymenoptera; Megachilidae. Gene Ontology annotation, molecular function: sphingomyelin synthase activity; ceramide cholinephosphotransferase activity.
AACUGGGAUUUUACAGUUUCCUAAGUGUCGGUAAAAUAUAACGUAAUGUCGAACAUACGAACUGUAGUGAAUUUAAAUGUACGAAAAAAACAAAAUAAAGUAAACGCGUAACUGCAAGUUUCACUCGGACUAAGGUAUUGUGCAUUGCGCGUUGUUUGGAGCGAGUGAUUGAUAGUCGUUCGUGGUCGUCCGUCGACGGUCGAAGGGCGACAAGGUAAAGGCGAGAUCCCACCUAACCACCUGUGUGUGCUUUCGAGUGCGUAUGCGCGUGCUUGCGGUUCUUCGGGUACACGUGCACUUAGCUAGUUUGACCAGAGACCAGUACGAGCUCGACGACUUAACAGCUCGUAUGCGCUACGCGUCUGUUAGUGUAUUUUUGGCGUCGUACUCUUAUACGAGCCGUUGUAGAUUCGGACACUCGUUUGACCAGUUUAAAUAAGAAUAGUGUUAGCGAGGAUAAAUCGCUAGUCGCAUCCUGACCGUCUAGUACGAUGUGUCGUGUCGCAGCCGCGUUAGUAACAAUUAAGAUAUCGUUGACAAUGUACGUGACGGGAUAAUAGUUUAUGGUUUUGGUGAUGCAUUUUUCCAAAUACUGUCGGUAAUGUAAAUUGUGCAGAAAUCGAGUGUGGCUGAGCAAUGGUAGGCGCCGUUACGUGAUUCGGACAGUUUUUGGCGUCGCACCUUUCACAAGACCUUGAUACGGUCGAUUCGGAUUCCUUGGUUUCUUCAAAAUUGCAUAUUCGUCACCGAAAUUCUGACAGUUUAAAAUUUCAUCUGUGUCGAAGCGUGUUACUGAUUGUUCAUGGAACGGAUCGGAAUGACGUGGUGAACAAGUUAAGAAAUUUGCUCGGUACACUAUUCAAAACAUCAACAAACACCGGCCGUCGAAGUGUUAAAUCGCUUUCUCCCGGUACCCUUGAUUAGGCUCGAUCGAAUCAUCGAACGGGCGUCGGGCGUCGGGCGCCGGGCGCUGGGCGCGACGAAUCCACGUGCUCCAAUCGUUUCGAAGGAUGAUGACGAUGCAUGGAUAUCGUUGUUAGUUAACUCGAUGAAACAAAUUGGCUUCGAGCGUUGUUCCAAUGGAGGCCGUGCGAAAGAAGUUGCAUGCAAAAAUAACCGAGACACGGUUGUUUGGUGGUUCGCGUAACGAUGAAAAUGAGAUGCUGCAAUUGAGAAGCUGCUCGGAGAGGAGUGUAAUUGACGUUCCAUUAAAUGCAGAACUCGAUACUCGAAGGAUGGUAUUGGACCCCAAGGUCACGAGUCUGCAUAGUGAUUACGGAAGCUUCGAUCGAGCAUUGGGCGCCGGUGAGGGCCACGAGAGGGACGUCGAGGCGACGGUUGAUGGAAGCAGCAACGGGAUGGCACAGUCGAGCGACGUUUACCAACGGCAGCCGUUAUUACCUGGUGCACCGACCAAAGGCAAAGAUAAGUGGGCCGGUGUCGCGUCCGGUUCCGACUAUUACGUUGACGACGAAGACGAGAAGAUCGACAGUCUCGGCCGGCAUCCUGGCAUACCGAAUGGAUCCGGAAAUGGUGUCGUUAAGCUCGACAUACCUGCUCCCUUACGGGAAGAACCUCGUUUCCCUAAAGAGAAGUGGAAAACGUUUCUUGCAUUUUUAUUUAUGGUCGUGAACUUUAUACUGACCACUGCGUCCCUCGCAAUGGUGCACGAGCGAGUCCCCGAUCGGAACACAUACGGUCCGCUUCCGGAUGUCGUGUUGGACAAUGUCGCCGCUCAGGAUUGGGCUCUCAACGUAUCAGAAAUUUUGAUUAUGAUACUGUCUAACUCAGCGAUGGUUUUUAUUAUCUUUCAUAAGCAUAGAUUUAUCGUUGUUAGGCGAAUAUUUCUUUUGAUGGGGCUGCUCUAUAUGAUGAGAAGCAUCACGAUGUACGUAACGGUACUGCCUGUGGCUAGCAAAACGUAUUUUUGCAGUCCGAAAGCGAACAACACGAGUCCGCUUCUCGUUACCAAGAGGGUACUGCAGCUGAUUUCAGGCUUCGGCUUGUCUAUAAACGGCAAGCACACUUAUUGCGGGGAUUAUAUUUACAGCGGUCACACGGUCGUGCUUGUACUUAGUUACCUGAUUAUCAAGGAGUAUUCUCCGAGAAGAUGUCAACUGAUACAUUGGUUAGCUGGUAUUACUGUUCUUGUCGGGGUAAUUAUGGUUUUGGUGGCUCACGGACAUUAUACCGUGGACGUCCUUAUAGCAUACUACGUAACUACGCGCUUAUGGUAUAUUUAUCAUACGUUAGCUAAUAAUUCGCAUCUUAAGCAAUACGAACCAAACAACUUUCUGGCCCGACUCUGGUGGUUUCCUAUUUUUAAGUAUUUCGAGAAAAACGUGGGCGGCACGGUGCCACGACAAUACGAUUGGCCUUUACCCUGGCCUCGACGAUUCCUUGCCAAGCACCCUAAUCGGGACAGUUAAUGUCUGUCUUUGAUUUCGCGAUAGAGGCUGUCAAACAACGGAGUUACUUUUGUUGUCAUUUGUGUAUAUAUAUAUGUAUAUAUAUAUAGACAUAUAUGUAUACGUACCUAGGCUUACAAUGUGAAGAUAAAGCUUUACUAGAAAAUGGUACGAGAAACGAGGACGAUGCGUGUGGUACAAGCUUUUGAUCGGCGUUUGUUUCGAAGCUCGACGAAAGUUUGCGGUGUUCACUUCCUUAAAGACGAAACAAAAGAAAAGAAAAAAAAGCAAAAAUAGAAAAAAAGAAGAAAAAAAAACUAACACAUGAACGAUAGUGAAAAAAGAUUCUUGUAUCGUCAUGUUCGUUAUCGUCCAUAUGCAAAACCUAUUUUUUUCUUGAUUUUGAUACGACUUAUACAUAAGAUAUAAGAAAAUAGAUAAUGGUAGUCUGAACUUUAGUCUCGCAACGGGAAAGAAUUCACUUGUUGUUAGAGGGAGGUAUCCGAAAGUUACCAACAAAUUUAGUGUAUAAAAAUAAAUGCUAGAUAUCUCUAUUUUCAGAUACUCCGAAACGCGAAAUAUUUAGGUAUAUAACAAAAACAAAUUUAUGCUGUAUCGCUAAAUGAAGCGUGGAAACACUCAGACGUCUUGUUGAAACGUAGUGAUAACGAUGCGGAGAGAAAUCGUUUUAUAGCUCUCUUGUUUGAACAACGACUCGGAUUGGAAAACAAUUACUAAAAAGAAAACUGCGCUGCAAAUUUUAUUUUUAAACAAGUGACAUUUUAUUUGCGGCGAGACCUUCCUCUGGCCAAUCUUUGGAGCGUCUUCUAAUCUUUCGACUUCCAAGAUACCAAGACGAUGUCGUUCUUUGAUAUUUGUUACACUGCGGCAUGCCUUAUUCCGACGAAAGUCAAUCGAAUGCAAUGCAAUUUUUUAACCGCUUCAAUUGGUCAAUUAUCGUCGUUCGUUUCUCUAGCUUCGUUUCAUAGCAUUCCCUCGAAAUUGAUACUACGCUAAUUAUUUUAUUGCGGAGAAACGUUUAGAAAAGAGAAUUGGCCCAUAGUUAGAAAUAAAACAUUUAAUCGUGCAAUUUCGUGGGACCAAACACAGAACAAUUGGAAAUGUAAUAUAGCGAUCGAGAGAGUGAUUGUUUUUUAACGAACAAGAUUAAUAGCAGCGACAAUAGAUACGCAUAUUUAAGACGAACACAGAAUUAGUCACAAAUGCCGAUGUUCUUGCUCUAAUUCGUAGACUAUGGCUGUUGUUACACGCUGACGUAUAUUACAUCGUGAUGUGUUCUUCUCUUCGAUAGACUUUUCUUAUUGAAGGUGGUGCCGCGUGUUCGAUUUUUAACUAAUACGCGCGAUAUGCUAGGCAUACGUUAUGCUAAGCACAAGAUGCUGUCGUCGGUGUAACUAGGUCUUUUGUCUGGGGUGGGCUAAGGCGUAAUAAAGUCGCUUUGGAAAAUUGGUAAUUUGGAAAUUUAGGGACUCGAGGAUUUAGAAAUUUACGAGUUUGAAUUUUUAGAGAAAAUUAAACAUUUCUAAUUUGUCGUUUAAGAAGGGCUAAACCCACCCUCGGCUUUUCCUAGUAACACCAAUGUAUGCAGUAUACCAAUGAAAUUCGUGUGAUUCCUCGGAAUAAGGUCGUCUUUUAAUUACACACACACACGUACAUACAUACACGUACAUACGUACAUACAUACACAGAGAGACACGCGCAUACACGUAACACGUACACACACACACCAGAUGUUGUCACGCAUAGAUGCGAAAAUGGAGAUGUGAAUCGUGCGAAGAAAAACUAUCGCGUUACACGUGAUGAAAAAAAAGAGGAAAAAAGGAGAGAACGAAGGAAAAAAGAAAAUGCAUUUUCAAAUUGUCAAUUCUUCGUACGAUUUCCUCUUCCCCUUCUAUCAUCUAACACUAUAAAAUUCGUAACAAUUCUAUUCUUGUCUCGCGAGCGAGCGCUUUUCAGUUUCAUCUUCAUUCGAGCUACAUUAGCACAAAACGCUUUUUUAUCGUGAAAAGAACGUUUCAAUGAAUCUCAGUUUCUUUCGAAGGGAAGGAGGAUGGAUGAUGAACAAAUAGAAUGCGAAUGAUUCGUGUAUCCUGUGAAACCGUUGAGCGAUGUUUGUGAAAUUUGUGCAUAGUUUAAGCAACGUUAACUACAGCGAUUUGUUGUAUUCUUCUGCACGCACGAUUUAUUGUUUAUAAUUGGGUGCAGAAAGCUCUCGUUAUUCGUCGUAUCUAGUUGACGCACAAACGUGCGUUUCCUGGGAUCGAUUAAACUUGUAAAUCAGCGAAAUAAAACAAUGGAAAUGUAGAAAUCA